Pygocentrus nattereri (red-bellied piranha) is the source of this 6370-nucleotide messenger RNA. It is a transcript of the gene slc41a3, whose product is annotated as solute carrier family 41 member 1. Gene Ontology annotation, cellular component: plasma membrane. NCBI's taxonomy places the organism in Eukaryota, Metazoa, Chordata, Actinopteri, Characiformes, Serrasalmidae. The transcript is spliced from 10 exons. Gene Ontology annotation, molecular function: monoatomic cation transmembrane transporter activity. The record is from RefSeq and is a predicted model, not a curated record. Gene Ontology annotation, biological process: monoatomic cation transport. Bases 1652 to 3001 code for a protein of 449 amino acids.
GAACAGCUCACAGAAUGGAGAAGAGAAAAGAAGAUCUCAACAUGUGUUUCUGUCAGCGGCUGAAGCUGCUGGACUAGAGGGCUGAGCAGAGAACUGAACUACAGUGGGUGCGCGGGAAGAGUUGGAAUGGAGGGUCUGUUGUGGAGACAGUGAGUCACGACAGCAGUGACGAAGUGAGGAUUCCACAUGCGCGCGCAAGCACACGCACAUCUACCUCAGGACUGGUGCGCUCACACGGAUGGUCGUGCCGGCUCGGUGUUCUAGCAGCACUCUGGGACUCCGAGGGAGCAGCAUCUCUGGGCACACGUGUGCCCAAAAGGAAUUCAAUACUUCACAGAACUUUAAGGCUUGAAUUCUUCACAUAUGGAACUGUCAGCAUGACAUUUGACAUCUGAGGGGAAAAGAUCCCGAACCAAAACUCAGGAGGACUAACAGACACAUGAUGACUUACAUGAGCAGCUGUUCAAGAAGAGACUUUGGAAGCUAAUACUAGCAGCUCUCAGAACUUAAUAUGUUUUUCGCUUGUUUUGGCAAAGUGAAAAGCUGAGGAUUGUGAAAAAAGUAGCUUUACUUAUUUUCCAGCGACAGCAUCAGACGUUUGAAGGGAAUCUGUCAAAACUGGAAACCCAGGAGGGUCCACUACUGACUUUGGAAGCUAGCAUUAGCAAUUUUCACUUCGAUGUGAAGAACUAAAUGUUGUGAAAAAGUAUGACAUUUGAAGAGAAAUGGUCAAGAAUGGAAACUAAGGAGGACUAACUGACUCACUGACUUUAGUUAGCGUUUAAUGACAAGAGUUAGACGGGAAUGUUAGCAGGUAAUAAAGCUAUUUAUGUUUUCUAAUGUAAAAACUAAGAAUUUGUGAAAAGUAUGAUAUCUGAAAGGAAAUGGUCAGGAGGGAUAACUCAUUGACUUGCUAGCUGGUUGAGAAGGACUUUGGAGGUUAACGCUAGCAGCUAAGAAGACUGGACACAUUACAGUUUAGAACUGUCACUAUUAACUCAUUAAGAGAGACUUUGGAGGUUAACGCUAGCAGCUACAAAGUCUGGAUACGUUACAGUUUUGGAGGCUGACACUAGCAGCUAAGAAGACUGGAUACCUUAAAGUUUAGAAUUGUCAUUAUUAGCUCAUUAAGAGCGACUCUGGAGGCUAUCGCUAGCAUCUAAGGAGGCAAGAUAAAUUUUACUUUAUUGAAAACAGAUUUGUAAAAGGACUUUUUUCCUUUUCAUUAGUCAACAAGUCAGCGUUAAGUCAUGCAUGGCUUUAGUGUGUGAUAGAGACAGGAAUGACGUUUAAAUGCCUUAGUGAACGCAGCCCUCCUUAUCCCAUCACCUGACUUUUUUGGGCCCUGUUCUGCCGAUGGUACGCUGUGGAGAAGAGGACAAGGAGCCGCUUCAUUUCUUCACUCUCAGAACAUUGUGUUAUUCCAUGGGAACACCGAAGUCUUCUAUCCGCUUUGCAGGAGUGACGCUAUUCGGUGUUAGCUUCUGCAGUUGACUCACAGCUGUCGUCAGAGUUUCUCCUGGUCAAGGGGGGGGCUGAGCUACACUGCUUUUUGUUUUGAGAGUUCUGACCAGUUCCUCAAACCACAGCAAGUCUUCUCUGAGCUUUCAGACCCCUGAGAGUCAUCUGUGCUGGGGAUGGGGUAGCAGCAAUGGUGGUCACACAGUUGGAACUGGAGCUGUGCUACCAGGGGAAGAAACUGCGAGGCUUCACCUGUAAACUGACCCGGUCAGCUCAUGGCUUCCUGCCGGAAAGCUCCUACCUCAUCGCUGCCCAGGUCAUCCUGCCCUACCUGGUCUCUGGGCUGGGCAUGGUGGCGGCUGGACUCGUCAUGGAUGUUGUUCAACACUGGGAUGUGUUUAAAGUCAUCACUGAGGUGUUCAUCCUUGUGCCAGCUCUGGUUGGCCUGAAGGGGAAUCUGGAGAUGACCCUGGCCUCUCGUCUCUCCACUGCUGCGAACACUGGACAGAUGGACGAUCCUAAGCAGCAGUGGUUAAUGGUGUGCAGCAACCUGGCCCUCAUACAGGUGCAGGCCACUGUGGUGGGUUUCCUGGCAGCACUGGCAGCCGUGGCUCUGGGAGCUGUGUCCAGGGGAGGAGUCGAACUGGACCAGGCUGCUGUUCUCUGUGCCAGCAGUGUGACCACUGCAUUUAUUGCUGCUCUCUCGUUAGGGCUGGUCAUGAUUGGCGUAAUCAUCGGCUCCAGGAAAGUGGGCAUUAACCCGGAUAACGUGGCUACCCCAAUUGCUGCCAGUCUGGGAGACCUCAUCACCCUCUCUCUGCUGGCCGGGGUCAGCAGCACCCUCUUUAACUACAGAGAUAUCUGGUACCUCUCUCCCUUGGUGUGUAUGUUCUUCCUUGUGCUGAUCCCGCUGUGGGUUGUGAUUGCUCGGCGGAGCCUUCAGAUCAGAGAGGUGCUACGGUCCGGCUGGCAGCCUGUUAUAGUGGCCAUGUCCAUCAGCAGCUUUGGUGGCCUGAUACUCGACAAAACAGUCAGUGAUCCCAACUUUGAGGGCAUGGCUGUCUUUACACCUGUCAUAAACGGUGUUGGUGGGAACUUGGUGGCAAUCCAGGCGAGCAGAAUCUCCACCUACUUGCACUUCUGGAGCAUCCCAGGUGUUCUGCCCUAUAAGAUGAGGCAGCACUGGCCGAACCCCUGUGUGACCUUCUUUUCUGCAGGAGUGAACUCUAAAUCAGCGCGAGUACUUUUCCUGCUGGUGGUGCCGGGACACCUGGUCUUUCUUUUUGCCAUUAAAAUGCUGCAAGGUGGCCACACUGCCAUCACACUGGCCUUCACCUGCUGCUACCUAUGUGCUGCUCUUCUCCAGGUGGGCAUCCUGCUCUAUGUGGCUGACCUGAUCGUCCGGCUGAUGUGGAGGAAAGGCCUGGACCCAGACAACUUCUCCAUUCCCUACCUGACAGCUUUGGGAGAUUUGCUGGGCACUGGAUUCUUGGCCUUGUGCUUCCGCCUGGUCAUGCUAAUGGAGGGGCUGGGCCUAUGAGAGGCAGCCCGUCACCCCCCAGGCCUUUAGUGGUACUCCAUUAAGGCAACAUCUUGUGGGCUAGCACCGGUGGUCACUGGGAGGUCAAAUACGGGGGUCCAGAUAAGAAAGGACAAAGACCACUGUUCUUGUGGGCUAGCUGGUUGUAGAUCAUUUCUCUGGGACAUCAGAAGGUAAACUUUGACUGGCAAGAGCGACUGUCUGUGUUAAACUUAUACUGUAAUACCUGUUCUGUGGAUGUCGUCCUGUGGCCUUUGAUGUUGCCUUCACACAUACAUCCACCUACAAAUAUUGCAGGGCUUUUUAAUCUAAAGAACUACAAUAGACUAUAGGUAUUGUUUCUGGGUUGUCCACUCAUCCACUGUGCCAUGUAUUAACUGAGCUUAAAUGUGUUUAAAGUUGUGAGGACUUCAAAGGAUGCAAAGAUUUCCACAAGUUGAAGGGUUGAUGGCCACCAGGUCUACCUUCGCUCUCUCUGUUUUGGAUAGUUUCCGUGAUGGAAGGGAUACUUACCUGUUAACUGAAGAGUGAAGAACGUUAAAUGAUUCAGAGCUGUAUUGAAGCUCAUUCCAGUGCUGGAUUGAAUUACAGAACAAAAUAAGAAUAAUUCUCAAAGGGACCUGACUGGAUGGGGGAGAUUUGAGGUUUAGCUGCUAAAAAUGUCACCAUGAAGACUAAAUAUUCAAGUUUUCUUAGAUUUCUUGAAUAUUCCACCAUGAAGAUGAAUAUUUUGAGUGUUCUUGACUUGCCUUUCAGUGACUUUGUCUCACUAUUUUUGCACAACUGAGAACUUCUCUUCUGUACAUUGUGACUGUCAGUCAUGCAGAUUUUAAAGAAAUGAUUCAGCAAAAAAUCUAAUUUACACAGUUGUCAACUUCCCCUGGGCGUAGUCCACCAGACAAGAUGUCAAAAUUUUGCUUGUUUUGUGCUGAAGCUGUAAAGUUAGCAUUGCCAGCAAACACUACAAGUGAGUAGUCAACCAAAUCUUCUCUUGAACAACAUCCAACUCAUUAUUAAGGUCAUGCAGACUUGUCAGUAUGGUGUAGGACACAGUACAACUUACUGUAAACUACAAAAAUGAACAAAACUUUGUUGUGGAGGCAGGUGUUGGGUCAAUUUGACUCUCAGAAUCAGUGACUCCCAUCACAUGCAUGCACGUCAUGCAAACAUAUGGGCCCUAGAUUGUUUGUGACUUUAUGUUUGUAUUCAACUUCAACAUUCUAGAUCAAACAGUUGUUCAUAAAAAGAAAACCAGUAAAGCUUCCUGUAAACCAAAUACACAAAUCCAGUCAACCUUAUUGAAGACCUGGAUGCAGUUUAAGUGGGUUGAGAGACGUUGUGGGGAUGCAUGUAUAUAAAAAAUUUGGGUGACUAUUGACUUCUAGUGUUAGCAACAUUAUCCUCGUAGCUCCAGUUUAAAACUAAAGAAGCAAACUUUGGACACCGUGCCUUUGGCUGAUCAGCUACAUCUGGGGUGUAAGUGGAAAUUGUGUUUAUUAAAUUUUUUCCCUUAUUAUUCCUUUAACUUUUACUAGAACAAUACACUGACAUGUUUAGGGUAGAUAUGGCAGUUUUAUUUCAAACACCUUAACUUGAAGUACAGGUAACCUCAUUCGCAUGCUUUUGUACAGUUUUCUUGCUGCCCUCCAAUAAGGUUUUGAUAAUUUCACUGUUUAACUUAUGUCUGUACAAAAAGGGUGUUACACUAUAUUUCACAAACUGAAAUGACUUAGAAAGGACCACUCUACCACAGCGUCUGACAGUGUUCCCUCCAGCCCUUAUAAACUGCGAUGAAAUAAACAAAAGCUCUAAAUAAAAUCCAGAUGGUUGAUUUCUUCACUUCAGCCACAAUUUGAAAUAGGCUUACUGAUAACACAAAUCAAGAUAACUACUACAUUGUGCUGGCUAGUGUACACAGUUAAUAUUUCAGCUCUCAUAGUGUGUGCUAAAGGUGCGGUUUCUGUUAAAAAUGAUUUGUAUUAUUGCUCCAGUAGAGCUCCAACUAUUAGUGAGAUCAUGCCAUUUAAGUGAGCUUUUCUGUGACAUCAGUCCUGCGAAUUGUUUGAAACAAAUCCUAAUUAAUGACGUUUUUCUGUGUGGAAUUUGUCAAGUAGUUUUCCUCCUCAGCCUGGAAGAAGUGCUGACUGUGAGUCAUGGUUGUAAAUUUAUGAGAAAAAAAAUCCAAAAGUGCUUACGAAGCCCAGUUGGUACUGCACCUGCCAGAUUACAAGCACUCCACGUUCUAAAACAUGGUACCAGCUGUUAGGCAAGGUUAUCCAUCUAAUUUCAUCAUUUUGAAGACUCGUACAAACUUGGAUAUACAGUAUUAAUCCUGCAUCCCAUGCAGAGUAAAUGGACAAGGGAUGGGCCAAAAAACUCCAAAGCUGAUCUGAAAGUGAACAUUUCUCAGUAUUAUUUGCAGUAUUGUUAAAAUAUAAUGGGAAAAAGCUGUAAUACACAAUCAUUUCACCAUGUGUAUUUUUUAAUGGACCUCUUGAGAUGUACAGAAAGUCAUUCAGAGUGACUUGAUGUGAAAUCAUGUAAAACAUGAGUUACAAUGUCUAACAACACAAAUAUAGCCAUUUUAUUUACUAUCCAGAGCCACCAGUGAAGCUACGUGUCUUCUGAGUUUUAUAUGUAAUGUUCAUGAUGGUAAAAUAGUAAUUAAAAAAAAUAAAUAAUAAAAAAAAAUAAAAAAACACUUUUCUCUUACAAUGCACUCUAUGUAGCCCUCUUCCUUAAAAGGAUUUUUAAACAAUGCAGUUUAGGCCAAUAUGUCAAUCAUGAGGCUGCAUAUUCAUAACCAUUUCAUGUAGUAACUUUCUGUGCAUGAGCUUUUAGAUGCAUUAAACUCUUCAGACGUCUGGUUCCUAUCGCCACCACUGCUAUUAAUUAUGACUCCUUAAGUUUCACUACAUUAGAGCAUUUUACAUUAAGCAUCUCUGAGUGACUUUAUUUACAUCUUAAAGAUUUAAUUAUGCAGAAAAAAAUCAGUGGAAUUCCCUUUCAAUAUCAAAGUAAACUUAAAUAAAUAUAACUAUGACCACCACAAUUACUUGUUUACUGUAAGCAUGCAUUAUGCUGGCACAUGUUUCUCAAGGACACUGUAGAAGUACUUAUUUUCACAUUUAUUACCACUUUGCAAAGACAGUAAUUGUACACCGUUAUGAAAAUUUGAAACUGUAUGAUCAUCGGGCUUCAUACCAUGAAAUAUGGUAUGAAAUAUUUAUCACUAGAGUCAACAGAUAAUGACUGACCGCAUUGACCAUCACUUUGUGCUCUCUCACCCUCUAGAUUACGGAAGUAUUAGGUUGUGUUUUGACCUCUAAAGCAGUUCUUCAGGAGUAGCUGACAAGGAAGUCAGUGGAU